UAGCGUGUUUGUUACUUUAUAGACACGAAGGCAAAUAGUCAAGAGGGAGGCGUGCUUUUGCGCGAGAGAGAGUGUACAUACAUACUCAUACUAGAGUUUUGUUUUGAGUUUGGUAAGGGUGGUUCAAGCGAUUAAAAACCCACACCUUCAAAUCGCAAUUCACUAGUGCUUUCUGAAACUCCUGCGAAACCGAGGUUUCCUCUAUUGUUCUCAAAUCUCAACCGAUAUCCUUGUAUUUUUUAAGAACCGCUGAAGGAAAUGGAGUGGCCGACUUGUACGGACGAGUACGAAAAGCUCGUAAUACGGAUGAGCACUCCCAGGGUAGUCAUUGAUAAUGCCGUUUUUUCCUCAGCUACUCUGAUUAAGGUUGACAGUGCCAGAAGGCAUGGUAUUCUAUUGGAUGCUGUACAAGUGCUCACUGACCUAAACCUUUCAAUUAAGAAGGCAUAUAUUUCUGCUGACGGCAAGUGGUUCAUGGAUGUUUUCCAUGUCACUGAUCAAAAUGGAAAUAAGAUAACGGACGAGAGUGUUCUAAAGUACAUUGAACAGUCACUUGGGAACAUUCACUAUGGGAGAACUAACCGCUCUAAUGGUCUCACUGUACUGGAAUUAACCGGGGCUGACCGGGUCGGUCUUUUAUCGGAGGUGUUUGCUGUACUUGCUGAUCUUCAAUGCGAUGUGGUUGAGGCCAAGGUUUGGACUCAUAAUGGCCGCAUCGCCUCUUUAAUUUAUGUAAAAGACUGCAAUUCUGGGUCUUCUAUUGAGGACUCUCAGAAAAUUAACAAGAUUGAAUUGCGCUUAAGAAAUGUUUUGAAGGGAGACAAUGAUAUUAGAAGUGCAAAAAUUUCUGUCUCUAUGGCUGUUAUGCAUACUGAAAGAAGGCUACAUCAAAUGAUGUUCGCUGACCGUGAUUAUGAGAGGACUCCCAUUCUCAAGUUUACUUCUGAUAAUCCAUUGGUGACUGUUCAGAAUUGGACUGGAAGGGGUUAUUCAGUUGUGAAUGUUCAGUGCAAAGACCGAAUCAAGCUAUUAUUCGACGUUGUAUGCAAUUUGACAGACAUGGAAUAUGUUGUAUUUCAUGCAACUAUUAACACCGAUGGUGACCGAGCCUACUUGGAGUUUUAUAUAAGACACAAGGAUGGCACUCCAAUUAGUUCAGAGCCAGAGCGUCAACGUGUAAUUCAAUGCUUAAAAGCUGCUGUGGAGAGAAGGGCAUCUGAGGGUGUUCAACUAGAAUUAUGCACAGAAGAUAGGCAGGGGCUUCUAGCAGAAGUGAUGAGAACUUUUCGAGAAAAUGGGCUCAAUGUGACGAGGGCUGAGAUAUCCACUAUAGGAAAUAUGGCUACAAACGUGUUCUAUGUGACGGAUGCGAUUGGAAACCUAGUUGAUCCAAAAAUCAUCGAAUCUGUCAGGCAAAAAAUUGGAUUAAGCAAUUUAGAAGUAAAGGAGUUGCAGUUGAUAGAUCAUCAACAGGCAGAGGGAGAAAAUCAAGCGGUUGGAAUUGGUGGGGCUGUGUUGUUGUCGAUUGGGAGCCUUGUGAGAAGGAAUCUAUACCAUUUGGGACUAAUCAAAUCCUGUUCUUAAAUCAGAGGCUAGCUUAGGAGUGUGUUCUAUGCAACUUUUCUAGCAUAAUAUUCUUUGCUUCCGAUUUGGGUUUUGUGUACAUAAAAAGUUUAAAGGUGGAAUUUGGUGAUAGUUGUUCUAGUUGGGUAGGGUUGGGUUUGGUAGGUGGAAACGGAUAGUUAGAUGUACAGCUGUAGUAGAUUGGGGUGCCCCACCAUUUUAAAUGCUUCUUUUGAAUUUACGUCCGUGGAAGGUUGCGAGAUGAAAUAGAAUUAGAUUCUUGGUGGCAGAGGGACACGUCUAGGUAGACACAACACAUUGGGUUCAUUGUUAGUUUAGCACUUAGCUCAUGUAUAUAUAUAUAUAUAUCCACCUUUUUUCCCUGGUUAACAAUAUUAAUGUUAGCGGUUGACUUUAAUUUUUAAGCUCAACUCCCUUUUUCUAA
Molecule: messenger RNA, 2008 nt
Organism: Cajanus cajan (pigeon pea)
Lineage: Eukaryota; Viridiplantae; Streptophyta; Magnoliopsida; Fabales; Fabaceae
Product: ACT domain-containing protein ACR8
Source: RefSeq, a predicted model, not a curated record